Molecule: messenger RNA, 3294 nt
Organism: Rhea pennata
Lineage: Eukaryota; Metazoa; Chordata; Aves; Rheiformes; Rheidae
Gene: NOC4L
Product: nucleolar complex associated 4 homolog
Exons: 15
Coding region: 247-1524 (425 amino acids)
Biological process (GO): ribosome biogenesis
Cellular component (GO): small-subunit processome; Noc4p-Nop14p complex; nucleolus
Source: RefSeq, a predicted model, not a curated record
CCCGGCGCCGCGGCCGCCGCGUGUGUGGACGCGGUGCUGGGCAGCCGCGGCGGCGCCAACCGCGUCUUCGAGAUCCUGGAGCUGCUGGCGGCCGAGGAGGAGGAGGCCGUCGCCUGCGCCGUGCGCGCCUGCCGCCGGCUCUUCGGGGCGCUGCUGGAGCGCGGCGAGCUCUUCGUGGGCCCGCUGCCCGCCGAGGAGGCCUCCCUGGCCGGGAGCUGCAGCGCCGAGGACAAGUACAAGAUCUGGAUGCGGCACCGCUACAGCAGCUGCCUGGGCUGCUUGUCGGAGCUGCUGGGACACGAGUCCUUCCAGGUCAAGGAAUUAUCGCUCUGUACCCUCAUGAGGUUUGUCGAGUUGGAGGCACAACAUCCUUUAAUCGAAGCAGAGUGGAAGGGGGGUUUCACUUUUCCUCGUGAGCUUCUUAAGAUAGUUGUUGAUGGAUUAAUUCCCUUAUACGAGGAUGCUUCGCUCCUGAUCUCUCGCUUCCAAGAAUAUAUGGAGUAUGAUGAUGUUCGGUACUUUGUGAUGAAGGCAGUCACGGAGAGUAUUGGACAAGUCAUGCAGAAGACAAAAGAGAGGCCACUGCCAUUAUACCAGCAGAACAUAUUUUCCCUCAUUUCACCUAUUAACAUGCCAAACAAAGAACGUGACAUGGUCAAGUUUAUGGUGAAGCAAGAUAACCGGGAGGAGUGGAAAGUGUCGAAGCUGCAGGCACACAAGCAGGCGUUUGAAAAGAUGUGGCUCAGUUUUUUGAAGCACAAGCUACCUACUGGCCUUUACAAAAAAGUUCUUGUUAUUCUGCAUGACUCUGUUCUGCCUUAUAUGAAUGAACCCACUCUCAUGAUAGACUUCCUGACAGUGGCCUAUGGCAUAGGUGGAGCGAUCAGUCUCCUAGCCUUAAAUGGGUUAUUUAUUCUGAUUCAUCAGCAUAAUCUGGAAUAUCCAGACUUUUACAAAAAGCUGUACAAUCUUCUAGACCCAUCUAUAUAUCAUGUGAAGUAUCGAGCCCGAUUUUUCCAUUUGGCUGAUCUGUUCUUGUCUUCAUCUCAUUUGCCAGCGUACUUGGUAGCAGCGUUUAUAAAGCGUCUCUCCCGGCUGGCCCUCACUGCUCCUCCUGAAGCUCUACUCAUGGUCAUUCCCUUCAUCUGUAAUCUCUUCCGGAGGCACCCAGCAUGCAAAGUGUUAGUACACAGACCUAAUGGGCCAGAAGAUUUAUCAGAAGAUCCAUAUAUUAUGGAGGAGGAGGAGCCAUCUGAAAGCAGGGCUUUGGAAAGCUCCCUCUGGGAGCUACAGUCUCUACAAAACCAUUAUCACCCAGAUGUGGCCCAAGCAGCUGCUACCCUGAACCAGUCACUGUCAGAAAUAGAGGACGACAUAUCGGGGCUCUUGGAACUCUCUGCUUACGAGCUUUUUGAUAGAGAAGUAAAGAAAAUAACCACUGAUGUGCCCCUGGAGUUUGAGCCAGUGAGAGGUUUGUUUGGGAAGAAGAAUGAUAUCUUUGCAGCGCACUUCACCUUAGAGUGAUAUGAUCUCUGAUAAGCACAUCUGCACAACUGAUUGACCUUGGGGACAUGCCCAAAGCACACAUGCUCUACUGGAUAUUUCUGUCUUUGAAGUAUCUCCGUGUGGUGAGAGCUGAACUGCUUGAGAAAGAUGGUGCCUUCUUUAAUGACCUUUGCCAGUACCCACAGAUGGACUUUUCCUCUUGGCUGCUUGUUUCUCACUCUUGCAUAUUGCUGCCUGAUGCUUGGGAGAGACUUUGAGCAAAGUUUUCUGGAGGUAUUUGUGUCUGGGAUGCCAGUGCUUUUCUCUGAAGCAGCUGGUGCUGACUGUGAUCAGUGGCUGUGUGGACAGAUCAUCCUGCUGCGCUCAUAUGGGACUGCGGAAGCUGUGGUCUCUGACAGCUGCUCUUGUUCUCCAGCUGUGUUAGAUUUACAUUAGAGUUGGUAACUUGCUUGUAGCAAGUGACCUUAAUGUAUAGCUGUAAACCCUGAUGAUACUUUAGUCAUUUUUAUAAAGUAUUAGAAGUAUAUAUUUUAUAUAUACUUUUUUAACUCACCUCUUCUGGGAGAUAUUUAACUUUCAUGUAUCAGUCUCAACACUCCCAUGUUCCGGAUGCUGGAAGCUUAGGUUUGUCAAAAACAACUCAGAUCAUGCUCAGUAAUUUAAUUUCUGAUGUGUUGCAUAUGUUCCUUCGUGUACAUCUGUCUCAUGUAAAGUUGCCUAAUUUGAAAAUGAGCUUUGAAAAUGAGCACAAUUUCAGUGAUUGCUCUGGGGAUCUACCUGCUCACCUGAAGUGCAGUGGGAGGUAGGUCUAAUCCAUGAUUUUUGCUUCAGAAUGAUAAGCAGCUUAAUGGAGUUUUGCUUGCAGCUUGCAAGCAUCAUAGGAACUGUGGCAAAUGUAUACCCAGGUGCCAAUCAAGUUUUAACUAGCAUCCACUGGUGCUAGGUGGCUUUGUUAAUUCAUAUUUUUCCUAUAUUUUGAGAACUGAUGCAGAAAUUCCUUCUGAUAAUGUUUCCCAAAAUGUUAAGUGUUCUACCUGGGUUCCAGAUAGACUCACUGAGCACUUGUUUCCUCUUGUCAUUUUUAAUAAUCUAUUCUUGUCUCGCUAAGUUUUAACUCCACUUACAGUAUUUUGAAAUCAUAAUUUGUGAAAGAGAAAAAUAUAGUCCAAGUGAAACCAAAGAAAGCUAAUUUCUGGCAGACAAGACUGCUUAAGUUGAGGGAAACUCCAGCUGUCAUAAAGACACUAGGUGUUAGGUUUUCUUCAUCUGGUUUUCUUCAUGCUGUCCAAACAACAAAUAGAUAAAGGACCAUGUAUUUUUAGUGAAAUCAUUUUCUCAUCAUAUCUUGAACAUCCCCAGAGUAUUGAGCUGUACUCUCUGUGUUCUCUUUGAUACUUUUUAAUUCAAGUGGGGGGAGAAGGGGAAGGGGAAGUGUUCAGAAUCCUUAUCUGCUUUUUUGAGAAUCUCACUCUGUUGUUCUGCUUUGUGAAAAAGCAGGUCUGUCCUCCCUGGCCAGCCUGCUUUUCUUUAUCCUUUGACUUCCGGUAUCUGGUAAGAAGGUAAAAUGGUUGAUGCUAGCUUCCAACUUGAGAGUUCACCCAGAGCCUUGUGUUUCAGCUCUAAAAUGCAUUUCCCUGUAUCAUGUGUAUGUUGUGUAUGUGUGUUUAUUAAACGUUUUGAAGUGCCCUGAUAGUAUUGAGGACCACCUAAGUUCCUUGGAAAGAUGUAUAUACCUGUACUGUCUUUCAGAUUAAGUGAUAUAUCUUGGAAAUAUAUAUAAAAAACAUU